Molecule: messenger RNA, 2141 nt
Organism: Perca flavescens (yellow perch)
Lineage: Eukaryota; Metazoa; Chordata; Actinopteri; Perciformes; Percidae
Gene: ppp2r2ab
Product: protein phosphatase 2, regulatory subunit B, alpha b
Exons: 10
Coding region: 332-1669 (445 amino acids)
Cellular component (GO): protein phosphatase type 2A complex
Molecular function (GO): protein binding; protein phosphatase regulator activity
Source: RefSeq, a predicted model, not a curated record
ACGCGCGUGCAUCUGCCAUUCUGUGUGCGCGCGCAUUAUAACAACCCUUUGGUUCACGUGCGGAAAAAGACUCUGGGGUGGGGAAGCAGUGACUUGUGGGAUGCGGCAAGAGAGACUGACACAGAAAGAGUGAAACAACAGCGACGAGAGGAGCGGGAAAGAAAAGGAGGAUAGCAAUAAAACAACCCGUUUUUACGGUUAAUUUAGCUAGCGCGUGACAUUCAGGUUUGCUCAGACACUGGAAGAAAAAGUUCAGAUCCCACGAAACAGCGCGUGGGAGUGGGAAGCAGGAUCGUGACUGACUGAGGCAAGCUCCACUGUCUGUCUCGUCAUGGCAGGACCUGGAGGUGACAUGCAGUGGUGCUUCUCUCAGGUGAAGGGAGCCAUUGAUGACGACGUAGCUGAAGCGGACAUCAUAUCCACAGUUGAAUUUAACCACACAGGGGAGCUGCUAGCUACUGGAGACAAGGGUGGACGUGUAGUCAUUUUCCAGCAGGAAAUCGAGAAUAAGAAUCUGCCUCAGUUCCGGAGUGAAUACAAUGUUUACAGCACUUUCCAGAGCCAUGAGCCAGAGUUUGACUACUUGAAGAGUUUGGAAAUAGAAGAGAAGAUCAACAAGAUUCGCUGGCUUCCCCAGAAGAAUGCCGCUCAGUUCCUGUUGUCAACUAACGAUAAGACAAUCAAGUUGUGGAAAAUCAGUGAACGAGACAAGAGGCCAGAGGGCUAUAAUCUCAAAGAGGAGGAUGGACGCUACAAAGACCCCAACACUAUCACGUCACUGCGGGUACCGGUUUUAAUACCCAUGGACCUCAUGGUGGAAGCCAGUCCAAGGAGGGUGUUUGCCAACGCUCACACCUACCAUAUCAACUCUAUCUCAGUCAACAGUGACGACGAGACGUACCUGUCUGCAGAUGACCUCCGCAUCAACCUCUGGCACCUCGAGAUCACCGACCGCAGCUUCAAUAUUGUUGACAUUAAACCGGCCAACAUGGAGGAGCUAACGGAGGUGAUCACAGCAGCCGAGUUCCACCCUCAUCAGUGUAACACCUUUGUCUACAGCAGCAGCAAAGGAACCCUCCGUCUGUGUGACAUGAGGGCAUCAGCACUGUGUGACAAGCACUCCAAAUUGUUUGAGGAGCCAGAAGACCCCAGUAAUCGCUCCUUCUUCUCUGAGAUCAUAUCAUCAAUCUCAGAUGUCAAGUUUAGCCACAAUGGGCGCUACAUGAUGACCAGAGACUACUUGUCUGUUAAGAUUUGGGAUCUGAACAUGGAAAACAGGCCUGUGGAGACCUAUCAGGUUCAUGAGUACCUGAGGAGCAAGCUGUGCUCGCUGUACGAGAAUGACUGCAUCUUUGAUAAGUUUGAAUGCUGCUGGAAUGGCAAUGACAGCGUGGUGAUGACUGGCUCAUACAACAACUUCUUCCGGAUGUUCGACCGUGGCCAAAGGCGGGACGUAACCUUGGAGGCCUCGCGCGAAAACAGCAAGCCCAUGCAGGUCCUCAAGCCUCGCAAAGUGUGCGCAGGCGGCAAGCGCAAGAAGGAUGAAAUCAGCGUGGACAGUUUGGACUUCAACAAGAAGAUCCUUCACACUGCCUGGCAUCCCCAGGACAACAUCAUCGCCGUGGCGACGACCAACAACCUCUACAUAUUCCAAGAUAAAGUGAACUAACACCGGGGUGGGCUUAUGUGAGAUCUGGCGUGGGUGACAUCACGCACCUGCAGCCUCGCAGCAGCCUCACUCAGAGUGGUAACGCCGACAACCAGCAUCCCUGUCCGUCGCUACUGGGUGACCAGACUUUGCCACUUUGUUCUAGAUGUGGACAGAGGAAGCCUCGCUCUUGCCCAUCAUCAGCCUGUCUGUGGCAGAGUAACACCUGCCUUGUAGUUUAAGUGAUGUGCCAAUUUUUUUUCCCCCUCUCCCUUUGAUAUGGCGUUUUUAUUUUAUUUCUAUUUUUCUGCCAGCCCACCUGCCCUUUUCUUACCCUUGGAGUAACAUGGGUAAAAAGUUUAAUUUCCUUAAAAUUCUGAAUACAGACACACUUAUUUUUAUAACUUUUUCCCCCAAAAUCUCUGGUAAAAAAUGAGAAACACUUAUUUAGUACGUCCCUUUAUUGUCCUGUGCCAUUGUAGUGUUUAUUUUU